This is a messenger RNA of Linum tenue, 912 nucleotides long. NCBI's taxonomy places the organism in Eukaryota, Viridiplantae, Streptophyta, Magnoliopsida, Malpighiales, Linaceae. The record is from the annotation of a GenBank genome assembly.
AUGUCCAAUUCCGACGCCGCCGCCGCCAUGAUCGACCCUCUAUUCCACCCUCACCUCCACAGACACCACCACCAGCACUCUCAGCCGCCGCCCUCCCCUGCCUCCUCUGCUCCCCCUCCUUCCACCACAACUUCCUCCACGGCCAUCGUUCCUGGUUCCGCCGGCGGCGGAACCAACGGCGCGCUCGCGGUGAAGAAGCCGCCGUCGAAGGACAGGCACAGCAAGGUCGACGGGAGGGGGAGGAGGAUCCGGAUGCCAAUCAUCUGCGCCGCCAGGGUUUUCCAGCUGACCCGCGAGCUGGGCCACAAGUCCGACGGCCAGACCAUCGAGUGGCUGCUCCGCCAGGCGGAGCCGUCCAUCAUUGCCGCGACGGGCACCGGGACGACUCCGGCGAGCUUCUCCACCGUCUCCGCCUCCGUUCGCUCCGCCGCUGGCCCCACCCUGGCUGCUCUGUCGUCGUUGUCGAAUUCCUCGCCCAUGGACCACAAGCCCCUUCUCAGCGCCGCCCCUUUCAUACUCGGCAAGCGGGUCCGGGCCGACGACGACCACAACGGCAACAACGGAAACGGUGCCAAUGGAGGAGGGCAACAUCAUAAGGACGACGGCGGUGGGAUUCCCGUCUGCCAUUCCCUCGUCGCGCCUACUGCCGCCGCCGGGCCGGGAGGGUUUUGGGCCGUUCAGGCCAGGCCCGAUUUCUGGGGUUACGCCGCGGCGCCACACGAGAUGGUAGCUCAACACUCGAGUCUCUUUGUUCACCAGCAGCAAGCAGCUGCGGCUGCGGCGGCCGCUGCCAUGGGGGAAGCCUCAGCAGCUAGGGUUGGGAAUUACUUGCCAGGUCACCACCUCAAUUUGUUGGCUUCCUUGUCGGGUGGGCCGGGCAAUUCCAGCCGGAGAGAGGAGGAUCCCCGCUAA